AUGUACAAGUACAGGAGUGGGUUGAUAAGCAAUCCUGUCCAUUACAAAAAGGCAAAAAGGGAGGGAAUACAAGCAAGGCAGGGUUUAGCAAAGAAGUUGCGACUUUGUGGGAUUGAUGCCGUUGCAUUGGAAAAUGGUCAGACCUCUGAUGAUUGCAUUGAGUUUUAUGAAAAAGAAAGACGUUACGUCCUCAGCAGAAGGGGACCCCCCCUGCGUAUCGACGGUUUAGUCAAGUACAUUCCAGCAGAGUAUAUUUGUCAUGUUGAGAGUGAGGGAGCUAGACAGCAGCUUGAAGAAGUAAUGGCAAUCUUCAAGGUAAAGCUGUCUCCAAAUGAUCUUUUUGCAAGAUGUACAAAAUGUAAUUCAGGAUCUUAUAUCAAUGUCCCUCCAGCUAUCAUUAAAAAAAUACGAGAAAAUCAGGAUAAGGUGGAAUAUGUACCUGAUGAGUGGAUGGACUUUGGUGAGGAAAGAAUUAAUCUGACAUCUGGUGUUACACAGAAUGGUGUAAAAUUACAGAUAGAGAAAUUGAUAUUAGCUGUUGUCGAGAAAGCAGAGGUACUAUAUAUUUGUGCUAGAUGUGGAAGAUGUUACUGGGAAGGAUCUCAUCAAGAAAGAGCUUUCAGGGAAUAAUUACACAAUUUUUGGACACUGAAAAUGUGGAU
Macrobrachium nipponense is the source of this 662-nucleotide messenger RNA. RefSeq lists its product as uncharacterized. The transcript has 3 exons. The coding region runs from base 1 to 630 and encodes 209 amino acids. Lineage: Eukaryota; Metazoa; Arthropoda; Malacostraca; Decapoda; Palaemonidae. The record is from RefSeq and is a predicted model, not a curated record.